Messenger RNA from Thamnophis sirtalis, 5805 nucleotides. It is a transcript of the gene PRKD3, whose product is annotated as protein kinase D3. Lineage: Eukaryota; Metazoa; Chordata; Lepidosauria; Squamata; Natricidae. Gene Ontology annotation, biological process: protein phosphorylation; intracellular signal transduction; phospholipase C-activating G protein-coupled receptor signaling pathway. Gene Ontology annotation, molecular function: protein serine/threonine kinase activity; ATP binding. The record is from RefSeq and is a predicted model, not a curated record. Gene Ontology annotation, cellular component: cytosol.
GGGGCGGCUGAGACUUUUUUUUUAGUGUGUGUGUGUGUGUGUGUGUGUGUCUGUGUGUAUGUGCGUGUGUACAUAUAUGUGCGAAUGGGUGUCUGUGUGCGCGAAAGUGGGAGCGGCGGUAAUAAGGUGCGUGUGAAGCCACCUCGUCCCGGGGCACAGUUUCUCGAACCUACAAGUGAGUGGUCAAGAGUUACGGGUGGCGAAGGUGAAGAAGAAACCCAACAGAAAGAGAUAACAUGGAAAGUUACUUCAGUCCGUAGGAGGCGGUAGUGCCGCCCUUCCCAGGGUACCGAGAGAGGGAAGGGAAGGGAAGCCGAGGCGAAGCGGAGUGAGGCUCGAACUCGAGGCAAUUCAUAGCAGUUGAGAAUGCCGAAGACCAUCAAUGUGAAACCAUCACUUCUGUUCGAUAUAUACAUUUUAGUACAAAUUUUGCUUUUUACUUUUAAAAGAUGAACAUUUUUCAGAAUAUGAAAACUUGGAAAUAAUUAAUGUUCUCUUUUUUCUCAUCAUUAUUAAAUGAUAAAAGAAUUCCUGAAAACAGAACAGCAUUAUUCAAGGCAGUACUUAUGACCCGAGAAACUAAUUAUCUUUAAAAAACUGACACAUAUUAACAUUUAAUGUAACUAUUCACAUAUUGAAUUCUGAAGUGCACUAUUUUUAAGUGGGGCAAUUUAAUACUACUCUUUCCAUGCACAAAACUAACUCUACAGUUGUCUCAAAAGCAAAAUGAAGAUCCUCUGUGAAAAAAUAUUAUAUAUUUCUGUUUCUGAAGUGAACAAUUUCAUAAUGAUGUAAAUGUCUCCCAAUAUCUGGAUGUGGUGCUAAGGACAACUCAUUUUUGACACGAGCUGUACAAAGAGGACUUUUCCUUAAAAUAACUUCUAGCCAAAUUUAUACUCAUCAGCAUGCACAGAAUGAAAAAGAGAGUGAAGAUGAUUUAGACAAGAGGAUGUUUUCUUGAACCAUAAAAGGAAAAUGUGAGAUUCAACUUGCAACAUUGCAGAGAUUUUUUUUUUGUCUGUAUGUUGAACAGGUCUUAGUGGAUUUAAAUCAACUCAGAUGUCAUCAAACGAAUCUUCUCCUCCAUCUUUACAGAAGUUUUCUCCAUCUGUGUCUCAUGCUGCUGCUCCACCUACUCCAUCUUUAUCUUCAAGUCCACAAUCUGGACUCUCAGGCCGACUUUCCAAUGGCAGCUUCAGCACACAAAGCCUCACCAACUCCAGAGGAUCUGUACAUGGAAUCUCUUUUUUGCUGCAGAUUGGUCUCACUCGAGAAACAGUUACAAUUGAGGCUCAAGAUCUCUCCCUAUCUAUUGUUAAAGACCUAGUGUGCUCUGUAGUUUAUCAAAAGUUCCCGGAGUGUGGGUUUUUUGGCAUGUAUGAUAAAAUUCUCCUAUUCCGCCAUGAUCUGAACUCAGAAAACAUUUUACAGCGAAUUACAUCAGCAGAAGAGAUACGGGAAGGUGAUCUUGUUGAGGUUGUUCUGUCUGCAUUAGCUACAGUUGAGGAUUUCCAGAUUCGACCUCACAUGCUUUACGUUCAUUCCUAUAAGGCCCCUACAUUUUGUGAUUAUUGUGGAGAGAUGCUUUGGGGCUUGGUACGGCAAGGACUGAAAUGUGAAGGGUGUGGAUUAAAUUAUCACAAGCGAUGUGCUUUUAAGAUUCCAAAUAACUGCAGUGGAGUAAGAAAGAGGCGGCUAUCUAAUGUGUCUUUACCAGGAGCUGCACUUUCUGUCCCAAGAUCUGUACAAACUGAAUCUACGUCCACAGAAGAGCGUUGUCAUCCAGAACCUAGUAAAAGAAUUCCUUCAUGGAGUGGGCGUCCGAUAUGGAUGGAAAAAAUGGUUCUUUGCCGGGUGAAAGUCCCACAUACCUUUGCUGUACAUUCUUACACUCGACCUACCAUAUGUCAGUACUGCAAGCGAUUGCUCAAAGGCCUUUUUCGCCAAGGAAUGCAGUGUAAAGAUUGCAGAUUCAAUUGUCAUAAACGCUGUGCCUCUAAAGUACCUAAAGAUUGUUUGGGAGAAGUUGUCUUCAAUGGAGAAGAACCAGCUAGCCCAGGCCAAGAUACUGAUAUGCCAAUGGAGGUUGAUAGCAGUGAAAUGAAUAGUGAUGUUGGGAGAGGAUUGGAUUAUGUGGAAGAACCAUCUCCUCCAGAAGACAAAAUGUUUUUUAUGGAUCCAGCAGAUCUUGAUGGAGACAAAGAUGAAGAGGCUGUAAAAACUAUCAGCCCAUCCACAAGCAAUAACAUUCCAUUAAUGAGAGUUGUACAGUCAGUCAAACACACAAAGAGGAAAAGCAGUACAAUGGUAAAAGAAGGAUGGAUGGUUCACUACACAAGUCGAGACAACCUGAGAAAAAGGCAUUACUGGAGAUUAGACAGUAAAAGUCUUACGCUAUUUCAAAAUGAAUCUGGGACAAAAUAUUACAAGGAGAUUCCACUUUCCGAAAUUCUUCAGGUGACUCAGCCACGGGAUUUCUCAAAUAUGGUGCAAGGCAGCAAUCCUCACUGUUUUGAAAUAAUAACUGAUACAAUGGUAUACUUUGUUGGAGAGAAUAAUGGCAGCAGUCACCAUAGCCCUGUUUUGGCUGCUACUGGAGUUGGAUUGGAUGUAGCCCAGAGCUGGGAGAAAGCUAUUCGUCAGGCUUUAAUGCCAGUCACACCUGAGACCAGCACUUGCAUUACUACAGGACAAGGAAAAGAUCACAAAGAAUUAUGUGUCAGCAUUUCUGUUUCAAAUUCCCAGAUCCAAGAAAAUGUGGAUAUAAGUUCAGUGUAUCAGAUCUUUGCUGAUGAGGUGCUUGGUUCUGGUCAAUUUGGAAUUGUGUAUGGAGGUAAACAUAGAAAGACUGGACGGGAUGUGGCAAUUAAAGUAAUUGAUAAAAUGAGAUUCCCUACAAAACAAGAAAGCCAGCUCCGCAAUGAAGUGGCUAUUUUGCAGAAUUUGCAUCACCCUGGGAUUGUAAACCUGGAAUGUAUGUUUGAAACUCCUGAAAGGGUUUUUGUUGUGAUGGAAAAACUUCAUGGCGAUAUGUUAGAAAUGAUUCUUUCCAGUGAGAAAAGUCGGCUUCCAGAAAGAAUCACCAAAUUCAUGGUCACUCAAAUACUUGUUGCUUUGAGGAACUUACACUUCAAGAAUAUAGUACACUGUGAUUUAAAGCCUGAAAAUGUACUAUUAGCAUCAGCAGAACCCUUUCCUCAGGUAAAGCUGUGUGAUUUCGGUUUUGCACGCAUUAUUGGGGAAAAAUCUUUUAGGAGGUCUGUAGUAGGAACUCCAGCUUAUCUUGCCCCAGAAGUACUUAGGAGUAAAGGCUACAAUAGAUCGUUGGAUAUGUGGUCUGUGGGUGUCAUCAUCUAUGUGAGCUUAAGUGGCACAUUUCCAUUUAAUGAAGAUGAAGACAUAAAUGAUCAGAUCCAAAAUGCAGCAUUUAUGUAUCCACCAAAUCCCUGGAAGGAAAUAUCUAAUGAAGCUACUGAUUUAAUAAAUAAUUUGCUUCAAGUGAAGAUGAGAAAACGUUAUAGUGUUGACAAAUCCCUUAGUCAUCCUUGGUUACAGGAUUAUCAAACUUGGCUUGAUCUUCGGGAGUUUGAAACUCGCAUUGGAGAGCGUUACAUUACACAUGAGAGUGAUGAUGCUCGCUGGGAAGAACAUGCAUAUGAGCACAAUCUUGUAUAUCCCAAACAUUUCAUUAUGGCUCCCAAUCCAGAUGAUAUGGAGGAAGAUCCGUGAUUCAUUGGAAAAAGCAUUUUAACCAAGUUCUGAUACUUUGGAACAAUUGAUGCUUUUGAUUGUUCAAAUGAUUCAGUGUCUAAAGCUAUGAAGGCAAGAUCCUGCAUCACUUUGUGGAUGGACAUGUGGGAAGCAUUUUUAUCUCUCUAGUUUCUAUGAUUAUGAAUAUCAUCCAGCACUGAGUUAAAAGCCAUGAAGUAUUUCUGUAAUAUUGCCUUAUUGGUACAUCACAGAGAUGUUACUGACAGCUUAUGUACACAGAGACUUGAUGUAUGUGAAAUUUCUUCUUCUUUUUUGUAAUUUACAUAGUAACAAUUUUUAAUGUUUUCUAGUUCUUAUCUAUUUAGGCAAAGAUACUAUUUUCUGAUAUUUAGAUAACAUUUAUAAGGAAGCUAUAAAGAAUCAUGAACAUAUAUGCCAUGACCAAAACCUAGAAAUAUGCAAAACUUUUCAUUCUGAAAUGUCUUGAGUACAAAACUUCAUGAAACUUUGCAAACAUCCCUUUCAAGUGCAAAAUUGAAAAAUUGAGGCAUAUAAUUCAAUAAAACAGUUUGUUAAGCUAUGGGAAUGCAGAAUAGCAAUAGCACCUGAAUACCAUACACAUUGUACAAGUUACUGCAACUUAAGUUGAAGUUCUGACAAUGUGUUCUCAUCUCUGCAUAUAUCUUUUUUUAAAAUUGCAAGAUUCCUUGGCCAUUUUAUUACCAAAAUAAAAAUGCUUUUGUUACUUUUCUACCUUUCUAGCAGGUUUGUAGUCACUUUCUUAGAGCAAUUCUCUAAAAGAUUAGAUGCUAGAAAAAUAGAUAAUUGAAACAUUUAAUGUGAGAAAGCUUCAACAGAAUAUAAUGCAAUUAUUUAAUAUGAAAAUAUCAUUUCCUUUUAAUAUUUUUAUAUUGGUUUUUCUGUUAGCCAAACAUCCUAUUUUUAGUUGUAAUAUUUUUCUAAUAUCCCAAUUUCAGAUAGUUUAAAAAAAUCUUUUUUAUGAUGAUGGGAACUAAAAUGCAGAAAAUUAUAACUCCUCAAUUCAUUCAUGCAGAAUGAAGAAUAGUAUUUUAUUGAUAGAUUACUUAUCACUUAAUGAUGGAAAAAUUGAAGGACUGUACUGAGAAAGACAUACAGAGGUAUAGUCUUAAUCAGAAUUAAAUCUAGAAAAAACAUUUCUCUUUUCUAGUUAUUGAACUAAUAAUUUGCCAACUGCUACCUUGCCCGCAUUAGAUGUUAGAAUCAGGGCUGGAAAAGAUAUCCACUGCAGAGAUGGGGGAUUAAAUGUAUCUUGCGGACUCCAAUGAUUGAAAGGAAAUACUCAAAAGUAGAUAUGAUGGAAGUUGACAUGGAAUAGUUGAAAGUAUUCUUAGACUGAAAUCGCCCGAGCAAGCUAAAUCCCAGCCUAAUCUCUACUAGAACUGAACGUAUCUGUUUUUACCUGACUUUUUUUUUAAUGCCAAAGUAGACUCAUAGAUGUUCCCAGUGGUGUUCAUUAACAGGGCUAUUGUAUAUGUCUCCUUAGAAAUAUAUCCCACUGAGUUCAAUGGGACUUACUUCCAAGUGAGUAUGUACAGUUGAAUAGCUAUAAUUUAAAUAGUUGCAAGUAACUUCUAGAGAAUGUAUUGUACUUCAUGUUACGCCUGUUAGGUUAUUCUUUUGUUUUCAGGAUAACAAUGUUAUGUUUUCAGGAUAACAAAUGUUAUAUAGCAGUAGAACAAGAAUACAAAUGUUAUUGGGGCCAAAGAAAAAAAUAACUGGAAUGUUUCUAUUCUAUAAAGCUGUUACACAUACUCUACAACAAUAAAAUUGCAUAGCUAGCAUUCUUAAACUGUUCCUUUGAAUGCCUAAAUUACUGCAUCAAAGCUUUAAAUUGGCAUUUGUUCCAGAUGAAUUUGUACCCAGAAUUGCAUUAGCAUUAAUAUUUCUUUUUGAGGUAAGUUGCAUUCAUCGAAAAAUAGUGCUGUAUUGAUUCUAGAAAAUACUUUAGUAAAACCUAUAGUCUCAAAAGACACUGUCAAGUACUUUUUAUAUUUUUAUAUAUCUCAUUGUUUGUAAAUAUCCUCUAAGCUUGAAAUAAAUUUUAUUUCCCUA